Messenger RNA from Syngnathoides biaculeatus (alligator pipefish), 2894 nucleotides. RefSeq names its product v-fos FBJ murine osteosarcoma viral oncogene homolog Ab (gene fosab). Gene Ontology annotation, molecular function: DNA-binding transcription factor activity, RNA polymerase II-specific; RNA polymerase II cis-regulatory region sequence-specific DNA binding. The transcript is spliced from 11 exons. Gene Ontology annotation, cellular component: nucleus. Gene Ontology annotation, biological process: regulation of transcription by RNA polymerase II. Lineage: Eukaryota; Metazoa; Chordata; Actinopteri; Syngnathiformes; Syngnathidae. Bases 202 to 2538 code for a protein of 778 amino acids. The record is from RefSeq and is a predicted model, not a curated record.
AGCGCAUGCGCAGACGCAGGUGGCCCGCAGACGACCAAGAGCAGAAAAUACAAAGUGUCUUCUUUUUUCUUUUUUCGUCAUAUGUUUUUUACAUCCAUCGCUACGUCUUAUUGUUUUGUUUGGAUCACUAUUCUCAGUUGUGCACCAAUUUCAAGCCUUCCCGCCUCUUCCCUUUUUGUCACCUGAAUUUCCAAAGUGUGGAUGCGCAAAUCCUUUUUGGCGGAGGAAACCUUGAAAAGUCCAAGUGGAGCCGAUAAAGUUCGCCUUUCCAAAAUGGGCCAAGGGCCAGUGGCAUCAUUCAUCGAAGAGAAGGACGCGACGUCGGCUCUUCGGGAAAUUCCCGACUCGGCAGACGCCGUCCAGUCCGGUCCGAUCCGAUCAGGCCCUGACUCAUUCCUCGGGCUCCGCCGCGGCGCAGACACCAGAAAGCGGGCGUCCCGUUUUAAUUUCCUUCCUUCCUUCUUCUUCUUCUCCUUUUCGGAAUCGUCUGAGACGGCUGCCCGACGCGACUUCCAACGUGAUGGCUUUUCAUUAAAAUUCAAAGUUCACAGUGUGAGGAGCGUCGGGGAGUCCAGACCGUCUUCCGGGCCGCCCCCGUCGGCGUCGUCCAGGCCGAAGGAGAAGACGGCGCGGGUGCGGAAGUCGCCGCCGGGAGGCGCGCUCAGGCACGGGAGGUCGUCGGCCACCGACCUGCGCGAGGUUUCCCGGUCGGGCAGGCGCAGCGGCUCGCUCAGGUCUCCGACGUCGGGCACGAAGGGCGUCUCCGGGACCGGGUCGUCCUCGGGGUCCGCCGGGGUCUCGUCGUCGUCGCCUCUGGAGCGCAGCAGGACGUUGGAGUUGCCGCAAAUGGCCGCGGCCGGGACGCGGGGGUCCUCGUUGUCGCUUUCAGGUGACGCCAUUGCGACGUCCCGCUCUUCCUCUUCCUCCAUUUUGCAGGAGGACAGAACCCGCUCCAGUCGCUCCUUCUCCUUCAGGAGCUCGUCGAUCUCCGACCGGAGGCUCGACUUCUCGUCUUCCAGUUGCUUGCAGGGCGUCGGUCAGCUGCCGCCGCCUGUUCCGGCAUUUCGCUGCAGCGAUUUUGUUCCUCUCCCGCCGGAUCUGCCUCCCGUCGUCGUCGUCUUUGCAAUGCUGCGGAUGUGCACACGAAAGCCAAAUGGAAAGGACGCAAACUCAAACGUGGGAUGCACCCCAAAAGUUCAACUUGGAGUUCAGCGUCAAAACAGUCAACAGGAAAAUAUUACCGUGUACCUACAUGACAGCAGCAAAUGGAUUCUUGGAAAUGAACGCGGCGUGCAAACGUCAGCAGCUCGAAAGCCGAGAGGCGAGAGGAUUCCCUUCCUCGGCCGGGGAACACCUUUUGUCGAGCGGUACCGGGCUGGAAAAGUACAGUGCGGUCCGCACGCACAGGCGCGUCCUGUUGCGACACGGCCGCGCCCGCGACAAUUGACAGAAAGUGCUGCGGCGAUGAUGUUCAACGUGUUCAACCCGGACUGCGACGCCUCGUCCCGGUGCAGCACCGCGUCCCCGGCCGCGGACAGCGCCGGCAACCUGGGCUACUACCACCCGUCCCCGGCCGGCUCCUGCUCCAGCAUGGGCUCUCCGCAAUCGCAGGAUUUCACGGAGCUGACGAGCACGAGCGCCGCCUUCGUCCCCACGGUGACGGCCAUCUCGGCCAGCCCCGACCUGCAGUGGAUGGUCCGGCCGCUGGUGUCCUCGGUGGCCCCCUCUCAGCGGGCGCGCCCCUCGGGCUACCCCCCGAAGGUCUCGGCGCCGUCCCGACCUCACGUGGCCGCCAAGAGAGGCAGGACUGAGCAGGUGAAUGAACAGAUUUCGUCUGCCGGUCGGUCCUCGUCGUUUGACGCGAGAGUUAACGUUUGCUUUGAUUUCUCUCAGGUUUCACCUGAGGAGGAAGCAAAGAGGAAAAUUCGCAGGGAGAGAAACAAGCAAGCGGCCGCCAAAUGCCGCAACAGGAGGCGGGAGCUGACCGACACUCUCCAAGCUGAAACGGAUCAGCUGGAGGACGAGAAGUCCAGCCUCCAGAACGACAUCGCCGAGCUCCUGAAGGAGAAGGAGCGUCUGGAGUUCAUCCUGGCGGCCCACCGGCCCAUCUGCAAAGUGCCCUCCCAGCUGGACUCGGACUUCCCGGCGACGUCCGCCUCCCCGGCCCGCUCUCGCCUCUCUCUCUUUUCCGCCGGCGCGGUGAAACUGAGCGAGCUGGACGCCUCCGUGUUGGAGGAGUCCCUGGACCUGCUGACCGACACCGAGAUGGAGCGCUCGGUCCCCGAGGUGGACCUCUCCGCCUCGCUGUGCGGCGCUCACGACUGGGAGCAGCUGCGGCCGUCGGUGACCAGCGGCGACUUCGAGCCGCCGCUGGUCACGCCCGUGGUCGCCUGCACGCCGUCGGCCUCCUCUUUCGCGUUCACCUUCCCCGAAGCCGACGCCUUCCCCGGCUGCGGGACGGCGCGCAGGCGCGCGAGCGGCGGCAACGACGAGCAGUCGUCCGACUCGCUCAACUCGCCCACGCUGCUGGCCCUUUAAGACCCGACUUGGCGGACGAACUCGGCUGCCUUUUUUACGUUGUAGCACGUUGGAACCGAUACCACCAAGUCAUUUCUUUUUGAAAGGUGCUACGUGAACGUGAAGCCGACAGACUUUCUGUACGUUUUCGGAGCAAUAGUGUGAAUGUGCAGAGACAAAAAAAAAAAAAAAGUCCGGCUGAUCUGUCCUUAACUUUAUAAUAUGUAUCAAAGUUUUCUGUGAAAACUUUUUUUUUUUUUUCUUAAUUUAUGAGAUUUGACUUAUUUUUCUACGACUCCAGCAAACACAACUCCAUGUGAAUGUGACAUUAUAUAUGUAUUGAUGUCAAUAAAAUGUUAGCGAUAUUGAAACAGAUA